UGUGGCUCAAGGUGGUUCCAGGGACAAAGACUUGCUGAGUGUUAGGGUCAGGGCUGGGCACCUGGAUGGAGCAGCUGGGUGUACAGUCACAUCUAUUCUAUUGUGUCUUGCCCUGCAGCCUCUCUCCUGCGCAGAAAGAGGCAACACCUCCCCAGACAACUUCAGCUGCUGAUGAGCACUUGCAGCCUCCCAGGCUCGAGUGGGCAGAUGUCCCACCUGGGACUGCAGACCCACGCGCAGAGAGUGAACAUGACAGCCAAGGGCCUGGAAAACAGCCUUGCGUGCCUCUCCCUGGUCUGCUGCACUUGAGCUCCCUGGACUCUGGAUAUCAGAAAAAGCCAGCCUUUCCUGCCAUCAAGAAUGAUGGUGGCUCAGCCUCUCAGCUGAAGCCACAGGAGACCAAGGAACCGGCUGCUCCAGGUAAGGCCCUGGAAACACCCUGUGGGCCACCCCCGUGUGGAUCUUCCCAGGAGCUUCCCCCACACCCAGUGGACCUGUCCAAGGCUGGUGUCCAGCGCUCAAGCAAGGACAGGGAGGUUCCCCAGGGACAAUUGAAGAGGACGGAUGCUCACAACCCCCUGCCAUGA
This is a messenger RNA of Acomys russatus (golden spiny mouse), 587 nucleotides long. RefSeq names its product histone-lysine N-methyltransferase 2D-like. The record is from RefSeq and is a predicted model, not a curated record. The coding region runs from base 66 to 587 and encodes 173 amino acids. The transcript has 3 exons. NCBI's taxonomy places the organism in Eukaryota, Metazoa, Chordata, Mammalia, Rodentia, Muridae.